Messenger RNA from Topomyia yanbarensis, 1216 nucleotides. RefSeq names its product tRNA-uridine aminocarboxypropyltransferase 1. The transcript has 3 exons. NCBI's taxonomy places the organism in Eukaryota, Metazoa, Arthropoda, Insecta, Diptera, Culicidae. Bases 178 to 1176 code for a protein of 332 amino acids. The record is from RefSeq and is a predicted model, not a curated record. Gene Ontology annotation, molecular function: tRNA-uridine aminocarboxypropyltransferase activity. Gene Ontology annotation, cellular component: nucleus. Gene Ontology annotation, biological process: tRNA modification.
GUUAAUAUAAAUAAUUGAACCGAAAGAUAUUUUGAGUUUUGACUGUAAUUUGUGAUUCUUUUCCAUAGGCAUUUAUAAUUUAUUUUCCUCAAGUUAACUUGUAAACUAUAGCUAUACAUCGGGUCAAGGAAUCAGUGGGUUUUCGUUGAUCUAAUCCGACCAAAGUGAGGAUCAAUAAUGGAACAACCUGGCCCAGCAAAACCGCCAGAGAACCCGUUUUCGGGGAUGCGAAUUUCGGAGAACGGUUUCCUAAACGAUGUCGAGGGUCGAAGUGCCUGUAUCGUUUGCGGAAAAUCCCGGAAAUUCUUCUGCUAUCACUGCUAUAUUCCGGUGGCUUCACUGAAACAUAGACUACCAUUUGUUAAGUUACCAAUCCAGAUCGAUAUUAUAAAACACAAGAAUGAAAUCGAAGGUAAAAGCACGGCCAUUCAUGCAGCCAUUCUCGCUCCGAAAGAGGUUCGGAUCUAUACCUACCCCGACAUACCGGACUAUCGCCGAGAGGAGGGAGUUGUUCUGAUCUUUCCUACCCCCAGUGCCGUUACGGUAGCGAGUCUCUUUAGCGACGAACCUCCGAAGGUUAAGGAAAACUAUGGCCUCCCGAAGGGACAUCACAUGGGAACGCUGUUGCGAUGUCGAUUGAACGAUAUUAUAGCGGAAUCGGAUGUGGGUUCAUCGGGAUGCCAACAACAGCUGGCACACCGUUUUCCUGUACGCAAAGCAGUAUUCAUCGACAGCACCUGGAGUCAAUGCCGUGGAAUUUACAAAGACAGCCGAGUAGUUUGCCUGCGAACAGUGGUCAUUCAGAACCGAAUAUCGCAGUUCUGGCGGCACCAGAAAGAUAGUCCCAGGUGGUUUUUGGCUACGAUAGAAGCGAUUCAUCAGUUUUUAAUUGAACUGCACAUAACCGCAUACGGAUUAGACUCCCAAUACGAAGGUUUGAAUCAUUUGGGAUAUUUAAACUUUCCACAGGAUAAAGUCGUGCAGUUUAACAAGACGAACACAGAAGAGCUGGAACCGUACAACGGACAGUACGAUAAUCUGUUGUUUUUCUUUCUGCACAUGUACAAUUUGAUACACGAGUACUACGAGCACCAUACUCUCAGAGCAUAUCGAAGACCACUGUUCCUGGAGGACAAGUACCAAAAGCAACUGCAGCAGCAAAAUACACAACCUUAAUUCUGGAUUUUAUUGUUGUUCAUACAUUAAAGUUUUUAGA